This is a messenger RNA of Aureobasidium pullulans EXF-150, 1375 nucleotides long. RefSeq lists its product as uncharacterized. The transcript is spliced from 2 exons. The record is from RefSeq and is a predicted model, not a curated record. The coding region runs from base 229 to 1221 and encodes 330 amino acids. Lineage: Eukaryota; Fungi; Ascomycota; Dothideomycetes; Dothideales; Saccotheciaceae.
CAUUCCAAGAACCAUCUUUACUGAAGCUGGUCUUUGGAGGAAGGUGCACACUGCUCAUAGAACAAGCAAGCGCGACCGCUCAGUCCAGUCCACACUCGCAUCACUUCCUCAAACCCACCAUCCAAGACUCAGCAAAGCCUUCAACUUCACAACAUCACAACGCGCGGCUUCUCAUCACGCAAGAAGAAGCGAGCUCAAGCAUCGAUCGAGUCAUCACGUUCACUGGCCAUGGCGCGCAAUUCCAAUCUCGAAAACAUGAGCACACCGUAUUCACUGGCCAUGACCGCGCCCCCUUCGCCUCUCGGCGUUUUGGACAUUCUACCAUCCGAAGUUCGAGACACAAUCUACAGCUUUGCCUUGGUUAUCAAUGAUGGCUGGUGGAACGAUACCAGCGUGUACAUCAACCGUUACAAAACAUAUCCAGAGUUCGGUUUCGAACGAGAUGACAUCGAUGCGAGAGUCUUCCUUGAAUGCCUGCCCCUAAUGCAAACCUCGAAGCUCGUUCGCAGAGAAUGUUUCGCGACUCUUCUCAGAGAUCAGGAUAUACAGAAGCCUGACGGUUUACGCUUGUGGAGCCUUCUCGCAGAACUCUCGAAACAGGGAAAUCUCGCCAGACACACAAGAGCUGUGGGUGUUGCCAUGGCUCACUUAUCCAUUCCUAUUGAACGAUUCCGGUACAAUGACCUCUUCUACCAUGACCGAUGCCUGUAUAACGACCUUCUUGCAAGCUGGAUUCCAAAGCAAGUUUGCGAGCUGAAACGUUGUCUACACGACUUCGAAGUUCCUGCACACAGGUAUUUCCUCGAAAUCUUCUACGGAGCCGUUUCAGUCGACUACGACAGCCAAGGACGGGGAAUUGGUCUUCUAGACAGAGAUUUUGGACUGUCCAAGCGUGUCGCAAACAGUUACUACCGAAUGUGGAACGUACGAAGCGUGACCAUUAAGCUAUGGUUGAACGACCUCGAUGCUUCGAUCAGAGCCUUGGACAAACUGUGUGACGACAGGGACAAGCUACUACAGGAAGAACAUGGAAUCUGUACCAGCUGGGUGAACAGGCUCGUCGCAACAGAGAAGGAGAAGAUGGAGGUGAGGGCAGAGAUUGACAGUGCAAUUCCAUGGGUCCGCAAGCAAAUGGACGACUUGAGAACAUAUCACAUUUCUCGAAUCGAACACGUCGACAAGCUCUGGAAGAGCAAUCACAUCGACGAGCUUGACUUUUAGUCGAUUGAAAUCGAAGCACCAUCCAUCUUGAAGCCUUUCACCCUCAUGAUUGCUCGCCGACUGCGGUCUCGAAUGAAGGCCGAUAUUGUUGUUCCCGGUCAAAUUUCUAUGGACCAAUAGCUAUGAUGACACGACAAGGACAAAGAACAAGGAC